AUGGAGUUUCUACCUCCAUAUUUUGAGCAUAUUCAGUUUCAGCAGUACCAGCAUUGUCAACAGGGUAGUCGGUCUGUCCAUGAAUACACUGCGGAAUUCAUGAGACUGGCUAAGAGAAACAACCUCCUUAAGUUAGAAGGACAGCAGGUUGCAAGGUAUCCAAAGGUUCAGGCUAUUACACUGAUGCUCGGUGAUAGUGAAUCUCAUGCUAUUGGACUCAGAAGACGAAUCACACGGAGGUUUAUUGACACGCGUCCAAAAAUGCGUGUGAUCUCCCGAGAUGAGGGACUGGAUCUCUAUGAGGACAUGGUUCUCGAGCGAUCCUUCGAGGAUAUGUGCGCGCAAAUGUACUAUCGUGGCAAGAUGUUUGGAUUCGUGCAUCUGUACAAUGGGCAGGAGACAGUGUCAACCGGGUUUAUUCGGUUGCUGGAGAAGAAGGACUCAGUGGUAAACAUGUACCAUGAUCAUGUCCACAAGCUGAGCAAGGGUGUCCCUGUACGCGAAGUCAUGGCCGAGCUCUUCGGGAAGACUGGUGGCUGUUGCCAUGGCCAGGGCGGGUCCAUGCAUAUGUUCUCCACCGAGCAUGGGGUCCUUGUUGGCUUUGCCUUUAUCGGCAAGGGCAUCACUGUUGCCACUGGCGCUGCCUUCUCCUCUAGGUACUUUCCUUUUCAUGUUUCCCUUUAG
Molecule: messenger RNA, 684 nt
Organism: Dioscorea cayenensis subsp. rotundata (Guinea yam)
Lineage: Eukaryota; Viridiplantae; Streptophyta; Magnoliopsida; Dioscoreales; Dioscoreaceae
Product: pyruvate dehydrogenase E1 component subunit alpha-3, chloroplastic-like
Exons: 3
Coding region: 1-684 (227 amino acids)
Molecular function (GO): oxidoreductase activity, acting on the aldehyde or oxo group of donors, disulfide as acceptor
Source: RefSeq, a predicted model, not a curated record